Molecule: messenger RNA, 1379 nt
Organism: Teleopsis dalmanni
Lineage: Eukaryota; Metazoa; Arthropoda; Insecta; Diptera; Diopsidae
Product: proteasome subunit alpha type-3-like
Exons: 3
Coding region: 1-1101 (366 amino acids)
Cellular component (GO): proteasome core complex; nucleus; proteasome core complex, alpha-subunit complex
Source: RefSeq, a predicted model, not a curated record
AUGCUGUGGUUUUAUGCUCCAUUGGGAGUUAAGGAUGGCUGGAAACAUAGUGAAAAAUACAACUGUUAUGAUUUUACAGAGCAUUGGGGGAAAAAUGUAUAUGGAUCAUUCUUUUAUAAAUUGGACGGAUUUAGGUGUUACCCAGUAUCCUGCAAGUUUUAUUCGGAAGGAAGAUUAGAACAAUUGUCGUUUGCGGAGAAAGCUCUUGAGAGAGGUGAAAAUAUUAUAGCAUUGCGAGGAAAACGCAGUGUUGUCUUGAUUGCAGAAAAAGAAAAAGAUCCAUUGUAUGUGCGAAGUAGUCUUCAGCGUUUAAAAUCAAUUAAUGAUACUAUUUGUUGUGGAUAUUUUGGUUUUUGCCCAGAUGCAAAACAUUUGAUGAGGAGAAUGCUACUUAACUGUACGCGUCAUUGGACGGAAUAUAACAGGCCAAUGCCAUUACUUCCAUUAGUAGAGAUAACAUCUGGAUAUGUACAUACCUUCACUCAAGAUACUAGUAAACGUCCAAUGGGUUGUUCUCUUGUUUUAGGAACACAUACAAAAGCGAAUGGACCACAACUCUUCGAAAUUGGUCCAUCUGGUAAAUUUUAUGAAUAUUUCGCUUGUGCUGGCGGGCGUGAUAUGACAAGCCUCAAGAAUGAAUUAAACAAGUACAAGCAUUUACUUCCAAAAAUGUCAGCGAAAUGUUUAAUUGGAGUUGGAAAAAAUAUUCUUUUGAAAAUACGAAAAAAAAGCGAAGCUCGAAAAUAUUGGAUGGAUAUUGGUGUAAUCGGUGAGGAAACCAAAAGUAAACUGGAAAUAAAUUCGAAACGGUGGAAAAAACUUCUCAGCGGAAAGGAUAAUUGUAGUAGUUCUAAUAAGGAUGAGACUACUUGUAUGGAGCUGAUUCCAAGUGAAGCUGAUGACGACGAUGAUGAUAAUAAUGCUGAAGAUGAUGAUUAUGACGAUGAUGAUGGCGAUGAUGAUGACGAUGACGAUGACGAUAUCAAUGACGAUGACGAUGACGACGAUGAUAAUGACAUUGGCGAUGACGAUGAUAAUGAUAAUACCGAGCGUGAUAAAAAGAGUACAGAAUAUGAAAAGUGCGAGAAGGAGGACACAUAACACAAAUGUGCUGAAUUACGUCCAACAAAAAGAAAUAAACGUACGAAAUAAUUAAUCGAAGAAUAUUUUUAUAAAACUAUUAUGGUCUGAGGACUCCACCUUUACGAUUUCGUUAUAUUGGAUCUAUUAUAAUUAAAUUAAUGAUAUAAAAUUGACUUGUUAUACAUUGUUUUCAUGACAUUUUAUAAUUAACAGAUGGGUAAGUCCCAUGUGUGAAACUAAUCAAGUUUUUUUUCUUCAUAUAUGUAAAAAUAUUUGAUAUAUUGAUUAGUAAUCAU